This is a messenger RNA of Phaeodactylum tricornutum CCAP 1055/1, 3748 nucleotides long. RefSeq lists its product with no specific name. Gene Ontology annotation, biological process: RNA 3'-end processing. Gene Ontology annotation, molecular function: poly(A) RNA polymerase activity; mRNA binding. The record is from RefSeq and is a predicted model, not a curated record. Lineage: Eukaryota; Bacillariophyta; Bacillariophyceae; Surirellales; Neidiaceae. The coding region runs from base 120 to 1397 and encodes 425 amino acids. The transcript has a single exon. Gene Ontology annotation, cellular component: nucleolus; TRAMP complex.
CCGUCGUUCCAUCCCUGUACUUUGCGACGCUUAACGGGCUGCACUUUCUUUACAUCAUCUAAAUAAUCACGUCCGACGAAGGCUUGGACCGACUUAAUCUUGAAAUUACAGCCCGCACGAUGAGCAAAAAUGGAGAAAACAACGACGAGGAAACAUGGCAAGACGAGGACUUUCUGUCACUUUCGAUACCUGCAGACAACACCGGCAAUGAUUUCGAUUCCCCGGAAGAAGAUGUCGAUGAAGACAUGGAUACUUCAACCUCGUCGGAAGACGAUCCUUUGCCCCCAUGGAUUGAGCAUCACGAUAUAGGUUUGCAGAAAGCGCAUGCAGCUACAGCUUUACACAACGAAAUUGUUCAAUUUGUCCGUCUCAUGGAACCAAUGCCGGAAGAGAUACGACAACGCGAGGACCUCGUGAAGCGGGUUGAAGAACUGGUACAUCGGACGUUCGAUAACGCCCAAGUCCAUGUGUUUGGCUCUCAGGCAACUGGCCUCUUUUUGCCUUCCUCCGAUGUCGACCUUUUGGUAAUAACGAACGAAAAGGCAAACGACGAGACAUCGCAACCAGACAGACAGGAGGACUGGCAGAAACCAUCGGGGAGUCCAUUGGAUCGAUUUGAGUCUGUGCUACGAGAAGACUGGCUAAUGGAACUAUCAUAUUUGGAGGUUAUAGGGAACACCAAAGUGCCUUUGGUCAAGUUUACGCACGCACCCACCAACAUUUCGGUGGACGUGUGUUUCGACCAAGAGAGUGGCCCAGGGGCCGCACAACUAAUGAAGACAUAUCUAGAGGCACUCCCACCUCUGCGACCACUAACUUUUGUUUUGAAAUACUUUUUGUCAGCGAGAGGCCUAAACGAGCCCUAUAGCGGUGGAGUUGGAUCGUAUUUGCUGCAGCUCAUGAUUGUCUCGUUUCUGCAGCAUCGGGAGCGCGAUGCAUACAACUACCGUCGUCCGAGUUUAAACAACCUGGGGUGCCUGUUACUCGAAUUUUUGGAACUCUAUGGCAUUGGCUUCAACUACACCACGACGGGGAUUUCCGUACGGAACGAUGGCUUUUACUUUCCCAAGGGUUCAUCGGAGCGUAAGGAAAUAUUUUGGCAACCGUCCCGGGUGUUUAUGAUUGGCAUGGAGAAUCCUCUCGAAACGACAAUGGACGUUGGGAGAUCAUCCUUCCGAAUUCGUGUAGUCCAAGGGGCAUUUGCCGCAGCCUAUCGUGUUUUGUUGACAUACAUGGCGGUUCCUUUACAGCCCACAUCAUCCAUUCUGGCUUCCAUUCUACCUCCUACGCAAGAAAUGCGACAACGGCGCUUUCUCAAACGAAAGUCCAAGCGCAUAGCUAACAGUAAAGCAAGUCCAAGCAACGAUUGUGUCGUCAAGCGGAGGAGAAUGAACUGACGUGUCUUUUUGGAGACACUUGUCACAAGGUGUGCUAUUUUUAUCAUCUGGAAUAUAUUAACUCUAAACCAAAUCACUUACCAGUGCCGAUGUAUGACGUCCCCUGCAAAGUAGCCAAAGGAAACAAGAACUCGAAAUAAACGAGGUAAAGAAAACAAUAGACGAUGCAGAUCUAACAGAAUUCAUUUGACAUUAACGCUGAAGAACAAUGAAUGCGACAACAGACACGACGCUUGGAUUGUUAUGUACGUGGAAGGCACAUUAUCAAAACAUAAAUCGAAAUCACCAACACACGAGACUGCCACCUUUUGUUUCCAACGUCACAAACAUUCACCACUGACCCACAACAUUUGCAUUGCAAAAAUAGACGGCACGCGGCAAAGUGCAGGCACGCAACACAUUUGACGAAAAGCUCAUGGCAUUCCAGCAGGCUUAUCCCAUUGAGUCUCACCUGUGCGCUCAUUGUAGUAGUAUAUCUGACCACCAGGGGCUGUUGUUGAUUUCCAGAAUGACGGAGGUGGAGGGGGUGGUAGAGAAGCAGCUGUUGGUGCAGCCGGCAUCACAUUCGAAUACUGUUGAGCAUACCCUCCUACCUGAGCUGGUCCUCCAUAGCCACUAGCUGCCUGGUUGUAGCCUUGCUGCCCUGUGUACGGUUGCUGAUACGCUGAGUAAGCUUGCUGCAGCGGUGGCUGCUGAUACCCGUAAGAUUGUUGAGGCUGCUGUUGGUAGCCGCCAUACUGACCACCUCCUGUUCCAUAUCCACUACUAUCCAUACCGCCGGCGUAUGGAUGCUGUGGUCCAACCUCAAUAAUCUCAGCAAUCAUUUGUUUCGCCAUUUCAAUGCCUUGCCGACUUCCCUUGAUUGUAAUCUGGCAGUCUUGACCAGCAGUCACAUCCUGAUUUAUUUGAAUAUCUGUGCCGGAACGGCGUUGCAAAUCAUUAAUGGUGACACCUUUUUGACCGAUAACUCUACCCAUGAACUGUUUUUGAGCAUACGUGACAUCCACUUCGAUCCCAAAGGCCCCGCCGUGCGUCGCCUGCUGUGGUGGAUAUGUAGUAGCGACAGGCUGUUGGGGAGCGCCGUACAUGGCACCCCCACCACCGUUGUUGUAAACCGGCUGCUGUUGGUAGCCUUGCUGCGUAUAAGCUCCUCCUCCUCCAUAGCCGCCAUCAUGAGCUGCCAUCUGGGGUUGCAUGUUGAUCCCUUGAUUUGGCAUGUUAGUGUAGGGUGGACCGCUUCCCCAAGCGCUGCCACGAAGUUUUUCUUCGAUCAACAUAUCCAGCGCCUGCGACGCAUCCAUCGCCGGGUUAGUCGUCAGGAACAAGACCAUUUCCGUACCCUUAUCAACAGCCUGUACAGUUCCAGUAAUUGUGACUUGCUUUUGCCCAGGGGGAGCAGCGCCUCCAUGAUGCUCAACCUGGAUUUUCGACUGAGACUUGGCUUGCAGCUUGCGAAUCAUUUCGCCGCCGUACCCAAUAAUUUUGCCAACCGUGUUAUCAGGAACGUAAAAAAUUUCGCGCUUUGCUUCUCCCAGGGGCAAGUCAGCAUCACUGACCCCUUCUUGUGUAAUCAUGCGAACCAAGGAUUUGGCAAAGUCUACCGCUUUUCUCGUUCCGCGGUACGUAAUGCGGCGUGGUUGGCCCGUGGGUACCUUUUGAUCAACGUCGAUUCUAGCUCCCGAACGCGCUUGUAAAUCACGGAUCAUGUCGCCACCUUUGCCAAUGACACGUGCCACAUAAACAGGAGUGAGUUCGCCGUAUUCUUCGACAAUUUGUUCCGGGUUCACUACCGUGGGCUGCACCAUUGGAUCCAUUGGAGCCGGUGCCGCCGGUCCAGGAAUACCGGAAUAUGAAACUCCCGGACCUUCGGAGGGCGCAUUACAAGAAACUGGAAGCGACACGUUUUCUUGCGGCGAAACAGAUGAGAAAAACGUGGCCUCGGGUUCUACUAAUGGUUCGUCGGGCGCUGUGCCUGUUUCGGGGAGAUCCUUAUCCCCCGUUCGAUCAAUAACAAUGGCAACCUCGUCUUGGGUAGUCGUUGUUGGAAGGGUCUUUUGAUCCGGUAGCAUUUCUUCAGCAUUCUCCGCCGCAAUAUUUCCUGCCUCCGUUCCGUUAGUAAGUUCGUGUCCUUCGCCUACGUUGUCGUCGGCUUUCUUAGGUUCCGCAAGCGUAGUGUCUUCCGGAGUUUCCACGGCAUUCGAAUGGUUGUCGUCCGUUUUUGUCGCCUUGGCUGACGGCUCGUCGCUGGCAUCUGCUUCGUCUCUUUCUCGUUUCGAUCCGCUAUUCACUUCUUCUUCCGCCAUGGUAAAGAGCCCUUUGACUUUCACCAAAAACCGUACGAGUACUGGAUG